Messenger RNA from Oryzias melastigma (Indian medaka), 4441 nucleotides. It is a transcript of the gene rbm15, whose product is annotated as RNA binding motif protein 15. Lineage: Eukaryota; Metazoa; Chordata; Actinopteri; Beloniformes; Adrianichthyidae. Bases 166 to 2718 code for a protein of 850 amino acids. Gene Ontology annotation, biological process: regulation of alternative mRNA splicing, via spliceosome. The record is from RefSeq and is a predicted model, not a curated record. Gene Ontology annotation, molecular function: mRNA binding. The transcript has a single exon. Gene Ontology annotation, cellular component: nucleus.
AGGCGGGUCUUAGCUCCAAUCUUAACAAAAUGGCGACUGUUGUUGUUUUGCCGCAGGGUCGGUGAAUAAAUCCGUUAGACGCUUUGGAUCAUUUCUACAUUAUUUUGUGGAAAGGGUGCAGAAAAAAGCCAGUUUCCACAAAGAGUUUACUCUCCGUGGGCUGCAAUGAAGGGAAAGGAGCGGUCGCCGAUUAAAAAACGGUCCCGGGCCUUGGACGACAUUCGAGAGAGGGGAGGAUGCCACCCGACCAGCAAGAAAAUGGGGGCUCUGUCCGUCUCCAGUGGGAGUAAUAAUGGAAACAGUUCGUCCAAAAGCGACAGCGGCUCGACGAGACGGAGCUUGUUGGGUGAGAAAAGGGACAGAGACUUUGAGAGUCACAGUCGGACUGGAAAUAAUCACAGCUGUCAGUCUGCGGCGUCCAGCUCCGUCGGUAAAAACCACAGCCUGAGCCUGUCGCUGGACCUAGCCUCCCCGCGAGCCUCCUCGCGCGCGGAGCCGCGUGUUCCGCCGCCCAGCACCGAGAGUGAGUACAAAACACUCAAAAUCAGCGACCUUGGGACUCAGCUGAGCGAGGAGGACAUCGAAGACGGGCUUUUUCACGAAUUCAAAAAGUUCGGCGACGUGAGCGUCAAAAUUAGCCGCAGCAACGACGAGCGGAUCGCGUUUGUUAACUUCAGGAAGCCGGAGGACGCCAGGGCUGCUAAGCACGCCAGGGGCCGGCUCGUGCUCUACGACCGGCCGCUGAAGAUCGAGGCCGUGUACACGACCCGGAGGAGGAGCCGCUCCCCCGUGGAGAGGGACCUGUACAGCGCAGCACAGAGUCACAGACACUUGCAGAGACCCCUCUCGCCCACCGCCCUGGGCUACAGAGACUACCGGCUGCAGCAGCUGGCUUUGGGACGGCUCCCCCCUCCCCCGCCGCCCCCUCUGCCCAGAGAACUGGACCGGGACAGAGAGUUUGCCCUGUUUGAAGCCAGGGCACGUCCAGCUUUCCUGGCGGAGCGAGCAGCUUUUCGUGAAGAGGAUUUAAUAUCUCCAGAGGAUGACCAAAGAGCAAACAGGACUUUGUUUUUAGGCAACUUGGACAUCACUAUAGCAGAAGCAGACCUGAGGCGGGCUUUCGACAGGUUCGGGGUCAUUACAGAGGUGGACAUCAAAAGACCAUCGCGAGGACAGACCAGCACAUAUGGAUUUCUUAAGUUUGAGAACCUUGACAUGGCUCACCGUGCUAAGCUCAGCAUGUCUGGAAAAAUAGUGGGCCGCAACCCUAUUAAAAUCGGCUAUGGAAAAGCAACGCCCACAACCCGCUUGUGGGUCGGUGGACUUGGACCGUGGGUUCCUUUAGCCGCCCUGGCCAGAGAAUUUGAUCGCUUUGGCACCAUAAGGACCAUUGACUACAGAAAAGGUGACACUUGGGCCUACAUCCAGUAUGAAAGCUUAGAUGCUGCGCAAGCUGCUUGGACACACAUGAGAGGCUUCCCGCUGGGAGGCCCAGAGAGGAGACUUCGGGUGGAUUUUGCAGACACUGAGCACCGUUACCAGCAGCAGUUCUUGCAGCCUCUCCCUAUUCCACCGUUUGACAUGGUGGCUGACUCGUUUGUUCACCGCGCCACGCCUGAACCUCUGAGAGUCAGAGAUCGGACUCCACCUCCACUUCACUUCAGGGACAGAGAGCUCUUUCCAGCAACGGAGUGGCCCAAUCCAGCCCUUCGUGAGCGGGUGCGGGCAUCCCCAUUCGAGCCUCUGGAACAUUUGGAACGCGAGCGGAGAACUCGAGAGCCUUGGUCUUUGGAGCGGGAGCUGCAAGGACGAGAACCAGGGCGUAAGAGGCGCUUAUUGGAGGACGGGCGCCACCUAGAUCACUCUCCUGACAGCACUGAGAGGACAGUAAGGCGGAGGCGUUCUUCUCCUGAUGGCAGUCCUGGAGGCAGCAGCAGAGACGGAGGACGUUUCAGUGACUCUGAGCACCCUGUGCACAGUGAAACCGCCUCACCAGCCAGAGAACAUGUCAUUAGCCUUGAAAGAGGUGGGGCUGAUCGGAGAGUCAAAAGCCAGAGUCUUUCUGAAAAGGGACUCUCAAGCAGCAGCUUUUCCUCUGCAGGAGAGCGGAAACGCAAAGCAGGCGACGGUGGCAAAGCGCCUGCCAAGAGAGAACGCUCUGAAAGCAGCUCUAAAGGAGCGCAGCAGUCCAAACCCGAUGGCACCAAACUCAUCUUGGCAUGGCGUGGCAUGCUGCUCCUAAAAAACAGCAACUUCCCAGCCAGCAUGCACCUCCUGGAAGGUGACUACGGCGUUGCCAGCGACCUGCUCGUCGACAGCACAACCGGCAGGCAGGUGAGCGAGCUAAAGAUCACACAGCGACUCCGCCUGGACCAGCCGAAGCUCGACGAGGUGUCUCGGCGCAUCAAAGUCGCGGGUCCCGGCGGCUACGCCAUCCUGCUGGCAGUUCCUGGAAGCACAGAGGACACAUCUUCAUCUGACCCUGCGGCCUCAACUCAGCGGCCCCUUCGCAACCUGGUGUCCUACCUCAACCAAAAACAAGCAGCUGGGGUCAUCAGCCUGCCUGUGGGAGGGAGCAGAGAUAAAGACAACACGGGGGUUCUUCAUGCUUUCCCCCCCUGUGAUUUCUCCCAGCAGUUCCUGGAUUCCUCUGCAAAAGCUCUGGCAAAAAGUGAAGAAGACUAUCUGGUCAUGAUUGUGGUUCGUGGAGCAUCUUAAAAAAAAAAAAAGAAAAGAAAAAAAAAGAAAAAAAAGUGCACUAUGUUCAAGUGGAAUAUAAGAAAAAAGUCUGCUGUAUGUCAGUAAUUAUUGCAUGCUGUGUUCUGCAUUGUGGGGUACACUAGUAUGGUUCUUGAGUGUUUGUAAGUUGCCAUGUAAUUCACUAAAGACAUGGUGCCCUGCUACAAAACUAAAAGGUUAAAAAUAACUUGAGUGAAUUUGAUCAGUCACAAAUCUAAACUUCCUUGUGAAAUGGUUCGUUAGAAAUCGAAAACUUGGGAUUUAUUAGUUAAAAAAGAGAAAAACUUCAGAGCCCUAUGCGAUAAAGAAUCACAUUAUUUUAUUUUAAGCUUUUAUUACAUCAUUUUUUUGUUCCUGAUAUAUUGCAUUACCUCAGCCUGUACUGGAGGUGUUUCUGUGACAGUAAUUUGCAGGAAAAAAAAGCAAAAAAAAAAAAAAACCUUCCUGCCUUGAUCUAAAGUGCAGUAAUUUGUCAUCUUUUUUCUUUGAACUCAAAGUUUUUGAGAAAAUGAAAAAGAAGGGGUUCUAUUCACUGUUAAACAUGUCAAUAAUCUGUAUUUUGGUUUUUAAAGGGAGAUUUGAUGUCCCAAUAAGGUUAAAACACAUCACACAACUCCAUAAACAAACAGCAUCCGAUGACUUGGCAGUGGUUUCUUGUUAAAAUGACAACAUUUGUGUUCAAAGUUGGAGAAAGGAGUUGUGCUCUGUGUUUUACCUCGGUUCUACAGUUAAAGUUAAUUUGGAUAAAGGUCAAAUAUAUUUCAGUUAGUUUUGUGAACUUUUGCUGAAAAAAAAAAUCAGGUUUUGUUGAAUUAAUUGAAUUGUUUUUUUUGUUGCCGAAAUGUAGCAGAACUGGGAGGCUAAUAUCUGUGUGGACAGCUAAACACUAACAUUUCAACAGUUUUCUUGCCCAGGGAACAGCCCAUAAUAUGCAAAAUGAAUGAAUGCAAAAACUUACAUUUCAGUUUUAGAAUUUUUUCUUUCUAACCAUUUUGUUUUAAUAACAUUUAAUUUAGUGCACCCCUUUUUUUUUACCCCACAUGGAUGCUUCCAGAAGUUACAGUAGAGUGGAGCAGGAUAGCUGGAAGGUUAAUGUAUGAAAGUCAGGCAUUUACUUCCUGUAAACAAUCAAAAUCCGUGACAUGCUGGUAUAGAGGGAGAAGCCUGGUAUUUUUUACCACCAGUAGGUCCGUGCAGUUUUAUGGUUUUAGAUGUACAUUAGCAGUAAAUGUUAAAUUUUAGAGCUCUUUAAGUAUUUCUACUUAUGCUUGCCAAUAUUUCCCCCAAAGUCUGCUGACCCUAUAAACUCCAGUAUGUUUGUCAUGCAGUAGUUACUCUGUAAAAUGAUAAUUUGCUGACUUUUGGUUUCAUGUGUACCGAAAAAAACAAUGUGUGGCAGACUGGUUGUACAUGUGAACAACAGACCCGCGGAAACCGCCGGACUCCUGUGGAGACGAGCUGCAAGACUCUGCAGAAAGAAGCGGCACCCUAGUGUUUGUGAGUCCUCACUGACGAGGCAGCUUUUAAGUUGUGUAGCCCAUCUGCACCUGUGAUGACUUCUGUUUUUAAGUGGAAAAAUUGAGCAAUGUACGCUGUGUCGUGGAAAAGGAUGAUCCGUUGUGCCCAUGCCAAGCUAUUGACAUACCUGCAAGUGCGUUUGGGCCCUUAAUGUGACAGAUUAUCAAUAAAUUGUUCAUUUGAA